AUGACAUCGCGGCUGUCAAUCAAGGUCGACGCUGGGGUUGGAGCUUUCAGUGUAAGCCCGUCUGGCCGCGAUAUCGCAUUGGCAUCUCAGAAUGGCAUACAUAUUCUUGAUUUAGAAGCACCGUUUUCGCCGCCCCGCUGGCUUCCAUUGCACACCAUCUGGGAAGUUGCGGAUAUCCAAUGGUGUUACCAUCCAAGCCACCCAACAUGGAUUGUUUCGACUUCUAACCAAAAAGCAAUUCUUUGGAAUUUAGCAUUGCCAAGUCACAGGGCGAUUGAGCACGUCUUGCACGGCCACAAUCGAGCAAUUACCGAUAUCAACUUUAGUAUUCUUCGAAGAGACGUUUUGGCAACUUGCUCGGUUGACACUCGAGUUUUGGUAUGGGAUACACGCAACACAACCAAGCCGGCAAUUAAGUUCGCUGAUUUUGACGCGGGUGCUACUCAGGUUCGCUGGAAUAAGAUCAACCAGCAUGUUUUGGCCUCCGCCCACCACCGUCGAAUUGUAGUCUGGGACGAUCGAAGAAACAAUAUCCCCUUGUACAAUAUUGAAGCUCAUACAGGUCAAGUCAAUGGGUUGGAUUGGGAGUUCAAAUCGGCAAACCGCAUUCUGUCGUGCUCCACUGACCGUGAAGUCAAAGUCUGGGACCUUACCCCGGGCACAGCAGAGCCAAUAACUGACAUUGUGACCACAUUCCCUGUUUGGAGAGCAAAAUAUAUGCCCCGUGGUCCAGGAUGUUUGAUAGCGCCUCUUCGUGGUGGUGGAAACAGUGCCUAUCUCGUAGACCUCAAAGAUGCGGGGUCCAAGGCAAAAUUACCCGCUAUCACCAAGCUCACAUUCGACGGUCACAGCGAGCCUAUAAAAGAGCUAGGACUUCGAAGACAAGGAGAUGGGUUUGAACUCGUCACGCUGUCUAAAGAUCACCACUUGAAUCUAUGGCCUAUUACGCGUGAAGAUUUGACAUUGGUAGAGUUCCCAGUAGAGGAAAUGCCUCCUUUCCCUAGACGUGAUGUCACAUUCCAUGAUGAACCAGAAAUGCCCACAAGACGGGUUUCAGCAAGUAACGAUUCGUUCAAGCCACUUGUUAUCAGAGAUGAGACACACAGAACAGGAAAUGGCCACCUGGACUGGAUCUCUCGAGUUCAAUUGGUGUCAAACGUCGAUGUCGAUAAAGAAGUCCUUCAGGAUGCUCAUGUCAAUUUGUCGAAAGAAGUGACAAGAAUGGGCACCAAAUUCCCAAAACUCCAUUUCGAGAAUAUCGAUUUAGCUACUGGAACCUGUACCCUAACAUUGAGAGGGCCAUGGGCACCAAAAGAAGAAUUGACAACAUUGAGAGUAACCUUCAUGUUUCCCCCCGAUUAUCCACAGUCCCCUCUUGCGGUUGCUCUAGAAGAGCACUUGUCGAUAGAACCGCAAAAGUUUGCUGGCCUCGAAGCUCAUUUAAAGGAAGCAACAGCUGCGCUAGCUCAGCAUUCUCAAGGAUCCUUUGAAUACUGUCUCCGAUACCUUAUGGGUGAUAGAGUAUCGUUAGAUUUUCUAGUCCAAGAUGCUGCCCUGGACAGGUUGGUGUUCUCAGCACUGUCUGAUAGCGAUAACGGACAUUCGGACAAUAGCAGUUAUGCUGAUGAUUUCAUGUUUGCGGAAGGAUCAGGCCAGGCACCCAUCGCAUUGGCUGCCGAGGAAGGGUUUAUUUCGAAACCACAAAUCGACUCGACGCCUCUACCUAAACAAUGUGGCGCGGUUUGGACGCCUCAUGGCCAAUUAUUGUGCUUUUUCAAUCAUAACAAAGCAAAGCCCAGUUAUCAAACUCCUCUACCUCUCGAUCGUAUUUUUGCUGGCGAAGAUUCCGAUUCCGAAGAUGUGUAUGAGAGUGAUAGUGACGAGUUUAUGAUUGAUGAUCCGGCCAGACACAACUGGUCUUCUGCUGCUGUCAAACUAACAACGAUGCUGCAUGCAAAUGGCCCCAUAAAUGGUUCUGGCCGGAGGGACUCUUUAGGAACAGGAAGUCAAACGUCGCUAAGUGGCCACACAAGCAAUACUGGACCCAGGAACCAUAUUGUGACCAUUGAUUUUUCUUAUUUGAUUCCAUCCAGUAUAGAACUCGCGAAAGAGUAUUCUUUAGAUCUUGGACGUGAUCCAGUUGAAUUGGCAACCGCCAAUGCCGAGGCCGCAGAAAAAGCUGGCCGGCCGUUCGAUGCAUAUCUAUGGCGGUUUGUUCUUUACCUUACAACCAGUGAUGAGCUAUUUGACCCAACGGUUAUGUUUACAGGGUUCUCCGCAUUUGUUUUACGCGAACCUAUCUGGGACUGGACUGGGUCUCCAUUUGGUGGAUUUACAGUUGGGCAAGAGCUCGCGGAAUAUCUGGAGCGAACCCAAAACUUGCAGCUUCUGGGGAGCCUUAGUUUGUUAUUUGUAGAGGUCUGUUACGGUCCGUACCGCGGAUACCCAACCAUUCCGGUUUUACGCGAUAGAACUGACGGACAACGAGAUUCAGGUGAGAAGGUAUACUACAUGGAUAUGGCAGCAAAUGCGCCUGCUGGAGCCGGCAUAGAUGUGAAGAUAAAGACAAAUGAACCGAAAAUUCAGGUUUCUAUGGAGCGUGAACCACUGACAACGCAAAUGCGAGCGGAACCUUCCCCUACUAUUAACUUAUCGGCCACUCCCAACCUCAAUAACAAUCUGUCUAGUGGUACCUCUUGCAGUGAUACACCAAGUCCCAGUCGCACACAAGUUGUUGGCCUGUCUCAAACAGAGUCUGCUACUUGUGCCCCCAGUCAUGGCAGCGGCCCCAAUACGCCAUACGGGUCUCACCCGCGCUCCUUUAGUGAGCAUGAAGUGGGCUCAAAUCUUGGAUUUUUUGACUAUGCUAGUAGUCGACCCAGGCUUUCACGAAACCGAUCGUCAGAGUCGGGGGCACGCAGUGAACCUGGAAGCACCCACGGUAGCAGUAGUACUAUCCCCACGCUGAAUCGACCGGGUGGCGAAAUAGUACGCACAUCUAUUCGCCUUGUGACCAAGGCACCUUACUCUAACGAGUGUAUCGGAGAUUUUAUGAGUUCGGAUGAUUAUGAGGCCAUUUUCAUUGGCUGGCAACAGGCUUUUAUGCGUUAUCGUAUUCUGUAUGCUCGACUGUUGGAACAGUGGGGGUUACAUGAUAAGCGGCUGGAGAUGUUGAAGCACAAUUAUUACCAGAACAGGAAGUACCGACCUCAAGCUCAAAAAGUUGAUGAGUUCCAGGCAAUUGUUGAGCUAGUAGGAGAAGGCAACAACCGACAAUGCGGAUUCUGCGAACGCUCAGUAAUGAAGCAGUUCAUCCAAUGCAGCAAUUGUAACCAUAUUCUCCAUCACCAGUGCUCUGAUGAAUGGUGGGGAGGCAACCAAGGCGAUGAGUGUCCCUCCGGGUGUGGCUGCAAAUGCAUAGACUAUAUAUAA
Wickerhamiella sorbophila is the source of this 3432-nucleotide messenger RNA. RefSeq names its product Maintenance of telomere capping protein 5. The transcript has 2 exons. The record is from RefSeq and is a predicted model, not a curated record. The coding region runs from base 1 to 3432 and encodes 1143 amino acids. Lineage: Eukaryota; Fungi; Ascomycota; Dipodascomycetes; Dipodascales; Trichomonascaceae. Gene Ontology annotation, molecular function: protein binding.